AUGAACAUACCAACACCGAUCCUCGGCAUCGCACUCGCAUCAUGCUCGAUCAACGCAAACGCAGACAUACUCCUCCUCAUUGACCUCACAGUACCAAACACCAUCACCAUCUCAUCGACCAGCGGUCAAUCCUCCGCAACCGUCGCAGGCACCGACUUCACUGGUGUACUCCUCGCAGACUUCUUCACCGGCUUGGGUACCGGAUUCCUCGAGUCCGCCGGCAUAGGAGACCUCGUCUACAACGGCGACCCUUCCGACGCUACCCCCGGACUCUUCCGCUCCGCAGACAGCGUCGGACUCAACGUCUGGUCACUCGGAGGUAGCGGCAGCUUCACUGAAAACACCGUCGCUUUCACUGGUUCAGCGACCUGGACCGUUGACCCAACCAUCUACGCUGAAAUGCUCGCAAACAACCAUUUCGGAGAUAUCUACGCUCCAGCUGACUCCGACGACGACAUCGCCACCGCGACCCUAAUCGGCCAAUGGGGAUACAUCCCAUCUCCAAGUGCGCUCGCUGUACUCGGGAUCGGUGGAUUUGUGAUGAAUCGCCUCGCAGUCGCAGCAACCGCUUCGGCAGAUGUCCUCAUGAACGUUGACCUCAGCGUCGUCGACCAGAUCACCAUCACCGCAACCGAUGCGGCUUCAUCCGCAGACGCUUCGGGCUCCGACUCCACCGGCGUCCUCCUCGCUGACUUCUUCACCGGCGCAGGCGGCGGAGGAAUCUUCUCCAGCGGCACCGGCGACCUCGUUGCCAACGGCGACUCCUCAGACACCACACCAGGUCUCUUCAACUCGUCCGGCAACUUCGGUCUGAACUUCUGGUCAUGGACCAACGACGCAACCGUGGGAUUCACCACCGGUGCUCAAGCAUUCUCCGGUUCAGCAACCUGGGACAUUGACUCCGACGACUACGCUGACAUGCUCGCAGGCAACACCUUCGGCGACAUCAUCGCAUUCGCAGACACCGACGACGACAUCGGCGUCGUCAUCGGCCAGUGGAAUGUCAUCCCAGCACCAAGUGCAAUGGCACUCCUCGGAGAGUCCAACAUGAAACUCGCAAACACCAUAGCCGCACUAAUCGUCGCGGCCGGCGCAUCGUUCACAAUCGCAGCACCCGUCCCCGGAUCGUUCACAUAUCAGGGCACCCUGAAUGUCGAUGACGAGCCGGUCCAGACUGAUGCGGAUUUCAUCAUCCGCCUCUAUGACGGCGCCACAUUCAUCACCGGCAUCAGCCAACUCAACGUCCCAAUCACCAACGGGCUCUUUGAACUGGACCUGAACUUUGACCCCGCAUACUUCGACGGCACAAACUACGAACUCGAACUCAUCGUCCGUUCACCAGCAGGGGGCGGUGCAUACGAAACCCUAAACCCACGCCAGCUACUCUCAGCAACCCCCUACGCAUACCACGCAAACACCGCGGACACCCUCAUUACCCCAACAAUCAUCAAAGGGUCCGACCCAAGCAACCUCGUCACCAUCCACCUGGACAGCACCGCUUCGGAUGCAUCAGCCCUCCGAGUCACAAGAGGCCUCGGCGGAACCUUCGCCAACAGCCUCGUCGACCGCGUCAUUGAAGCAGAAUCAGAAAACACACCCAUCGGCGUACUCGGACUCGCAAACCAGUUCCCGAUCGCAGGCGUCCUCGGACCAGACACAGCAACAUUCAACAGCGCCGCGGUCCUCGGUCAAAUCUCUUCUGGCGCACCAGGGGGCCAAGCCGCAGUCUGGGCUCUCAACUCCGUCAGCAACAACAACGCAUUGCUCGGCACCGACGACUACUCAGCCGAUCUACAAGGCAAUGUCCGGAUUACCGACGGAGAAAUCACAAAGAACUACACCGUGGGCUCAUACGACCUCGCCACUCCAAUCGCCUACGGCUUUGUCAACUUCGACGGCACCAUCGCCAACGGCACUCCAAACUUCUCGGCCACAUUGAGUACAUCGCCACCAAGAUACGAAAUCGAGAUCGACAACGAAAACUACUUCUAUAACGAAUAUAUCACUGUGGUCACCCCGACCGCCGCGGAUGUCAGCACCCGAACCGACUCAUCCGGCGGACGACUCAUCGUCUACUUCGAAAACACCGACACGCAGACCUAUGCGCAAACAAACUUCCAGUUCGUCACCUUCAAGACAUCCGGACGGCAAAAGAUGAAAAUCCACGAAUACCAAGCACGCGACCUCCUCUCCUCCUUCGGUAUCCCCGUCCCUGCAGGUCAAACAAUCACCAACGCCAACGACGCCGCAAACGCAUACACCGAAGUCACCCAAGCCGCAGGCACCGACCUCGCCGUCGUCAAAGCCCAGGUCUUCGCCGGAGGCCGAGGCAAAGCCGGAUUCGUCAAGCUCGUCCGCUCAGCCGCAGACGCCACCGCCGCCGCAGACUUUAUGCUCUCCAACAAAAUGGUCUCCGUCCAGACCGGACCCGAAGGCCUCGACGUCAACACCCUCCUCGUCGCCGCAGGCGUAGACAUCGCCGACCGCGAACCAGGCAAACCUGACGAGUACUACAUCGCGAUCACCACCGACCGCAACACCCGCCGCAACACCCUCAUCGCCUCGCGCGAAGGCGGCGUCGAAAUCGAACAAGUCGCCGCCGACACACCGGAACUCAUCAUCAAGCAACCGAUCAACCCGCAAAUCGGACUCCAACCAUUCCAAGCAAACGAAGUCGCCUUCAAGCUCGGAUUCAAAGGCAAGCAGGUCCGCCAAGCCGCGAUGAUCAUGCUCAAGCUCUCCGAGCUCUACCACGCGAAAGACUGCUCACUCGCCGAGAUCAACCCGCUCGUCGUCACCCCACCAAACGACACCUACCCCGACGGCCAAGUCAUCGCGAUCGACGCGAAGUUCAACUUCGAUGACAACGCGAUGUUCCGACACAAAGACCUCCAAGCACUCGCCGACCCCACCGAAGAAAACCCAGCAGAAGUCGAAGCCGCCAAGCACGGCAUGUCCUACAUCGCACUCGACGGAAACAUCGGAUGCCUCGUCAACGGCGCCGGACUCGCCAUGGCAACCAUGGACACCAUCAAGCUCUACGACGGCGAACCCGCAAACUUCCUCGAUGUCGGAGGUUCCGCAACCGAAGAAGCCGUCACCGAAGCCUUCCGCAUCAUCCUCUCCGACGCCGCCGUCAACGGCAUCCUCGUCAACAUCUUCGGAGGAAUCAUGCGCUGCGACAUCAUCGCCCAAGGCAUCGUCAACGCCGCCAAAUCCAUCGGAUUCUCCGUCCCACUGGUCGUCAGACUCGAAGGCACCAAUGUCGAAGCAGGCAGAAAGAUCCUCGAAGACGCCGCAGCGGACCUCCCAACCCUGCAAGCCGCAGGGGAUCUGGGUGACGCGGCACAGAAGGUAGUUGCUGCGGUUGGAUAA
This is a messenger RNA of Symbiodinium sp. CCMP2592, 3375 nucleotides long. NCBI's taxonomy places the organism in Eukaryota, Dinophyceae, Suessiales, Symbiodiniaceae. The record is from the annotation of a GenBank genome assembly.